Messenger RNA from Trypanosoma conorhini, 1053 nucleotides. Its product is annotated as putative ubiquitin-conjugating enzyme. The record is from RefSeq and is a predicted model, not a curated record. Bases 1 to 1053 code for a protein of 350 amino acids. The transcript has a single exon. Gene Ontology annotation, molecular function: protein binding. Lineage: Eukaryota; Euglenozoa; Kinetoplastea; Trypanosomatida; Trypanosomatidae.
AUGGAAGUGUUGGGUCGCAGUGGACGCGGCAUCAUGUCGCUUGCCGCCUCGUCAUCGGCGCCCACCGCCUUCGCAUCUCUUGAAGACACCGGCGCUGUGACGUUGUGGGACACACGGCUGAAACGCAAGGACUACGUGUGUGUGGGCAAAGGAGCGCCACAGGAGAGGAGGGAUGCCACCGAGUUGUUGCUUGCAUCGGACCGACACAUGGCUGUAGUUCUGGCGGAGGAUAUGAUCAUGGCCUACGACCUUCGCCAGCAGGCACUGUUGCAUGCCUUCAGGCACGUUGCUGAGGCUGUGGUGUUCAUUAACGGCGCCCACCCGUAUGGGGCGUCAACAACUCUCAUUGCCGAUGAUUGUGGUUCGAUUAUUCCAUUUGAUUUGGCGCAGUUUACCCCAACGACGCAUGUCUCGGAGCGUUUUUUUGGGGCAGAGAAGGAGCUGGUGCCGCCCUGCUUUGGCUCCUUGACGAAUUACUGCUGUGGCCUUGGUGUAUUGCAGGUGGACGACAUACAGGCGGUGUGUGCCAUGGGGAUGGACGGCAAUGGGGAACUGUACACGGACCCUCUUGAGCCGCCGGUGGAAUUCUGCUUGAUGGAUGACUUGGCCGCAGCAGAGGGGCAGGUGGUGAAUCCACCCCUGCCCACAACCUGCGAUUUCCUGAGCGGCUACGUGGCCGUGGGCAGGGCAAAUGGCAUGUACUCCGUUGCCACCGUGGACACCGAUGACAACGUCGUCGUUGAGGUCUUUGCGGCGCCUGGGCACGCAUCCAACGGCCUCUCUGUGGUGUUGUGGACCAAUGACAGCCAUCUGAUGACGUGCUCCAUCUGCGGUGAAGUGUCCGUGUGGGAUGUGAUGCCGCUCCUGCUGCAGGAUGCACCCGACGAUGAAACCGAAGAAGGGGAUCUACCGCCUCUCAAGAAGGCCUGUAGUGUGCGUGAGACCACGCAGCAGCGGUCCGUAGUGAAUUGCGGGACGAUCCUUGGCUCAGGGGCGUUUCUUGCCGGUGACACGAUGGGGUUCGUGACUUCGUGCGCGGCUCCGCAAGCGUGA